GAGUCGUCAGUGAGCUCACGCACCUCGUGCCCGAGACCAGCCUGUCAAAGACCCACGGGAAAAGCCAAAAAUGGCGUUUCAACGAUAAUAAACCAAACCCACCGUGUUUACACACAUUUUGCAAUUGUCGCAAUAAUUAUUAUAUUCAAUUUUAUAAUUUAAUAAUAACUCCUUCUCUUGUUUUGUUAAUUUUUUUUUUUUUAAUCACAUCAAACACUUGCUGACACUGCUAUUAACACGGGAAUAAAGUUUGUUAAACAAUUUCAUAUUUCACAUUAUACUUCGAUACAAUUUCUUUUUCGAAAUAAUAAACUUUCCCGUGGAAAAAAAAAAAACAUCUACUCAGAAAAAAAAAGAGGAUCUUUUAAUUGCCUCUCUAUUUACACAACUAGUGUAUGCAAAAUAUUUACAAUUUAUUAUUGUAAAUUAAAAGGCUGAAAGAUGCAAUCAAUGGAACAACUUAGACCAGAAGAAUUGGUAGGCCUAGUUGCUCGUUCAGCAGAGGGUACAGCUGCCAAAGGUAUGCCAAUAAAAGGACAUGAAGAUCUUUGGGUUGAAAUACAAGCAAACACAUUUAGAAAUUGGGUUAAUGAACAUUUAAAACAUGCUGGUGAUGCUGGUGGUGGACCAGUACUUGAUCUUGCUGAAGAUUUUCGUGAUGGUACACGUUUAUGUGCACUUGUUGAAGUAUUAACAAGACGAAGAUUACCCAGAUGGAAUCCAAGACCAGCUAAUCAGCAUCAUCAUCUUGAAAAUGUAUCAACUGCAUUACAAGCAAUUGAAGCUGAUGGUGUUAAACUUGUCAAUAUUGGUAAUGUUGACAUCGUUAAUGGUAACCUCAAGUUAAUACUUGGCUUGAUAUGGUCCCUCAUUGUCAGAUACCAAAUUGGCAAGUCCAAGUUUCCACCGAGAAAAUUAAUGCUUGCUUGGCUCAAGGCUGCCCUUCCUGAAUGCCGAGUCAAUAAUUUCACAACCGAUUGGAAUUCAGGGGUGCAUUUGAGUGCACUUUUGGAUUAUUGCAAACCUGGAUUGUUCCCCCACUGGCGUCAACUAGAUCGCACUGAUAGUGUUUAUAAUUGUCGAAAAGCAAUGGAAAUAGCUAAACGUGAAUUUGAUAUACCAGUUGUUUUGGAGCCUGAAUAUCUUGCAUCACCAUAUCUUGAUGAAUUAUCAGGUAUGACAUAUCUUUCAUAUUUUAUGAAAGAAGGAUCACCAGGUUUUCAUGCUACCUUGAGGUGGGUGAACUCUCAGUUAACACAUGCACCCGUCCGAAACUUCACGACUGACUGGAAUGAUGGACGGGCACUUUGUAGUAUUGUGAGAAAUCUUGGUGGACCAGCACCAUUGUAUGAUAAAAUAAAUACAGAUAGUUCAUAUUGGGAAUCAAAUUUACAACAGGGUAUUGAUGGAGCUAAAAAAUUAGGAGUUGAAGCAAUAUUAAAAGCUAAAGAUAUGGCUGAUCAAAAUGUUGAACAUCUUGGUGUUAUGGCAUAUGCUGCUAAUUUUCAAUGGGUUAAACCACGGCCCCAAGCUAGUGAACAAAUUGCUGUAUAUAUUGAGAGCACAUCAGCAAGAGUACAACAGCCGGCAACAUUUAGGCUGGAGAUGUUAUCAAAAGAAGCAAAUUCUCGCGAGGUCAGGGCUGAUAUAAUAAGCCCAAGUGGUAAAAUGGAGUGUAGACUAACGUGGAACGGUACACACGGUAAGGGCACCUUCAUGCCGACCGAAGUUGGAAUGCACAAGUUAAUAGUUCACAAUGAUGGAGAACUCGUCAAUGGUUGUCCGUAUUACUUCAGGGUAUUGCCUCCGUUAACAAAAAUCAAAUCACCUGGCAUGGAUCCAUGUGCAAUUGGAUCUAUUGUUGAGGUUCUAGUCAACAGUUACGGAACUAGUCAUGAUGGCAUUGACGUGACUGCCUGGUCUCCAACUGGCAGAUCACUUCCCUGUCCUGUUAAAGAAAAUGGUGGUGUUCAUACAGCAACAUUUCAACCAGAUGAAACUGGAGAAUGGAGUAUUGCAAUUACACACAAAGGCACACAUAUACAAGGUGGUCCAUUUAUUUGUUUUGUAUUUGAUCCAAAUGGUAUUAAACUUGUUGAUACUGAUGGUGCAAUGCCUGGUCAGCCAUUUUCUUUUAUUGUUGAUGCAACAGGAACUGGUGGUUUGGGUGAUGUUAAUAUUGACAUUGUACAUGAUAAACAAUCAGUUCCUUUUCGUAUGGAAGAUAUUGGACAUAUGAAAUAUCGAGUUUCAAUGUUACCACGUGAUGCUGGUAAAUAUCGUGUUUAUCUUUAUUUUAAUGGUGCUGAUGUUCGUGGUUCACCAAUUUCAAUAAGAGUUGGUACACAUAAAAGUAGACGUAGUAAAGAUACAUCUGCUAAUGAAAGAACAGGAAUAUCAUCAAUGGAAAAACGUAUGAAUGGUUUAAAUGUUACUGAUCAUAAUGGAACAAAUCAACAAAAAAGACAACAACAAUCAACUGUCUAUAAAAAUUCACCAAGUCCAACACAAAAUUAUCGUGAUUAUUCAUCACAUCAUCAAUCAACAUAUAAAAAUUCAAAUUAUACAAAUGAAAAUUCAUCAUCUGCUUAUCAUGUACCAAGUCCAUUAAAUACAAGAUCACCAGUACAAAAUUCAAGUCCUUCACUUAUUAAAGAAUCAAGAGAAAUUUAUUCAACAACAUAUAAUCGUUCACGUUCACCAAAUAUUCCACAAAGUAGUCCUGGAUUAAUAAAAGAAUCAAAAGAUAUUUAUGCAUCAAGUUCACUUAAUAGAUCACGAUCACCAAAUACAAAUAACAAUAUUAGAAAUUCACAAAGUACAACAACAAUUAAAGAAUCAAAAGAUAUUUAUCAAUCAAGUAAUUUUAAUUCAUCAAGAUCACCACCAGUUACAAGCCCAGGAGGUUUUAGAAAUUCAAAUGAUAGUCCAAUUAAUAGAAGCUUCAGUCCGAGAGUUAAUGAUAAAGAAUUUGGCAGACGAAAAGAAUCUUUAGAUAAUGGUGUUGUUGAUACAAGCAGUAACGUAAGAGUUUCAUCAAAUUCUGGACCAGCAGGUCCAAGACGGGACUCGUGGGAUGCAAUUGCUAAAACAAAAGCAAUGCUUUCAUAUGGAAGUCUCGAGUCCCUUGCAAAUUUAGCAAACUCUUCCUCAUUAGAACGUACAGAAAAAAAUACAACAAAUGAUAAUAAUAAUUAUCGUAAUGAUUAUAGUAAUUUUGGAUCAACAAAUGUAACUCAUACUGAAAAUUCAACAAAUUAUACUUCACAAAGAUAUACAAAAACAGAUUAUGGAACAUCUACAAAAUAUAAUAGCAAUAGCAACAAUAACAAUGGCUCAAAUGAAAAUCAAAAUGGUCGUGGAUAUACACAUGGUAUAUUAAAAAAUAAAAAUAAUAAUUAUAAAUCAACUGAUGCUACUGAUGCUGUACAUGAAAGAUUUGUAAAUGGUUCAUCAUCAUUUACAUCUAGUCAAGAGCGACGUAAUAAAGGUUCAUCAGCAGCAUCUGGAACAGCUUUAGAUGUACUUCCAGUACAUAAACCAACUUCUUUUACACUUGAUCAAAGUAUUGAUAUUAAUAAAACAACAGUUACUGUAACUGGUCCAAAUGGAAAACAAGUACCCUAUCAAAAAUCAAAUCUUCGUGGUCAAACAUAUACAAUAACAGCUGAUGAAGUUGGUGAGCAUAUUAUUCAAAUUAUGUCAAAUGGACAACACAUAAAAGGCUCUCCAUUUCGAUCACAAGCAUAUGAUGCAAAAGCCAUACAAGUUGAUAACAUCCCUGAUGGGGUCGUUAACCAGCCCGUUGAAUUUGAAAUAAAUGGCUCGAAAGCGGGUUCUGGAAAUUUGGAAAUUCUUGUUAAUGGUGGACAUGUUACAAGUUUCGUAAGGGCACUGGGCAGUCAAAGAUUUCUAGCAUCAUUUGUUCCACAUGAGGCUGUUAGUCAUCUUGUUGAGAUGACAUUUAAUGGCGAAACUGUGCCAGGAUCACCUUGGCGAGUGGGAAUCAUGCCUGGACCGAAAAUGUCAGUUCUUGGAGAGUCGGUCAGGCUGGUACCCGCUGAUAGUCCCGCGUUAUUUGAACUCUCGGCCCUCGGCUUUACCAGCAAAGAAAUUGACGUGCAAAUAAUAACACCAUCAAAACGUCAUGUACCAGCACGUAUUGAGGAAGAGCCGGGUCGACCUGGAGAGUUCCGCGUGGAAUUUACUCCGAAUGAGGUCGGUAGUCAUCUCGUCGAGGUGAGCAUCGCGGGACAAAAGCUACCGGCUGGACCACUUGUCGCCAAGGUCUACAAUAGCAGCCUAAUUAAAGUUACUGAUGUGCCCAGUGCCGUUGUUGGACAUGCAUGUCAAUUUAGAGUUGAUGCAAGUGCCGCGGGAGAAGGACAAUUAGAAAUUUCUAUAAAUGAAGGCGAAGUACCAAAUCACGUACAAGUUGUAGGUGGUGGUCGUUGUCUUGUAUCAUUUACACCAGACAUUGCUAAAUCACAUUCAAUUGAUAUUAAAUUUAAUGGUGAAGCAGUGCCAGGUUGUCCCUUCGUUUGUAAUGUAUCAGAUACAAGCAGAGUUAUUUUAAGUUUAAAUCAUUUAGAGCUUAUUCCGGUUGAUCAACCAGCAAACUUUCACAUGGCUGUUGAUGGUAGCGGAAGCGCCGAGUUAGCAGUCUCAGUAAGAGGACCAACAACAGAGUUACCAGUCAAGGUAACAGGUAAUAUUCACAGUGGAUUCACAGCUGAAUUUACACCAAGAGAUGUUGGAGUACAUUCAAUAAGUGUUGAGUACAAUGGACACCCUGUUAAUGGCACGCCUUUUUUGGCAAAAGCUUUUAAUGCUGAUAAGGUUCUUAUUGGACCUGUUGCAAGGGGUAGUGUUGGACAACCAACACAUUUUACUGUUGAUGCAAGUCAAGCAGGCGAAGGAAAUCUUGAAAUAACAAUAUCGGCCCGCGGCCAAAAUAUUCCCACCCAAGUUACACCCCAAGGUAAUGCAAGGUUUUCAGUAAGCUUUGUACCAUUUGAAGCUUGUGAACAUGUUACAAAUAUUGCAUUCAAUAAAAAAACCGUACCGGGUUGUCCAAUUGUAACGAGGGUGGGUGGUGACAGUCAUGUCACUGUCAGCGGUCAGGCACUUAGUAGCGCUGGCCUCGGACGUCAGAGUCAUUUGACUGUCAGUAACGUUGCCGGUAGCUUGGACGAUUUAGAAGUUAACGUUGAAGGACCCAAUGGACAACCUGUACCAGCACAGGUCACUGACAAUAAAGACACUACCUGCAGCGUUGCAUUUACACCACGUGUUGUUGGUGAACAUAAAAUAACAGUCAGUCAUCGUAAUGUACCAGUUUCUGGAAGUCCAUUCAGUUGUAAAGUUUAUGAUGUAGCUGCAAUCAAGGUGAAGGAUGCUAAACGUGGAGUUAUUGGUGUACCAGUUACUUAUUUAGUGGAAACAAGUCAAGCAGGACCAGGUAAUUUAGAAGUUACUGUUAAUGGAGGAAGAGUACCAACAUCAGCCCAAGCACAAGGUCCACAUACUUAUGCAAUAUCAUUUACACCAAGAGAACCAGUUGUUCAUACAGUAGAUCUUAAAUUUAAUGCUGAAGAUGUUCCAGGAAGUCCAUUUAGUUGUCAAGUAAGCGAUACAGCAAAAGUUUUAAUAACUGAAGGCUUGGAAAAAGUGUCUGUUAAUCGUUUGGCAACAUUUACUAUUGAAGCUGAUGCAUCUUUGGGUAAUCCAAGUGUUGAAGUACUUUCACCAACAAGGGAAAGUAUACCAGUGCAAAUAAAACAAGGAAUUCAUGGAUCUUACACAGCCGGAUUUACGCCAAAAGAUGUCGGUGAUCAUAGUGUUGAAGUUAAAUUGGAUGGAUCUCAUGUUGAGGGAAGUCCAUUCUUGGUCAAGGCAUAUAAUGCGGAUAAAGUUAAAGUAACUGACAUUAAUAGUGGAGUUGUUGGAAAGCCAGUUUUCUUUAGCAUAAAUGCCAGUCAAGCAGGUGCUGGUAAUCUUGAAAUAAUUGUUGCUGUUAAUGGUAAAAAUGUACCAAAUUAUGUACAAAGUGAGGGUAAUGCAAAAUUUCGUGUUAAUUUUAAACCACAAGAAGCAGCUGUUCACAGUUUGAGUGUUAGAUUUAAUGGUGAACCAGUUCCAGGUUCACCAUUUAAUUGUAAAGUUGUUGGUGCAGGUCAAGCAAUGUUAACUGGUAGUAAUUUAAAAAUGGGAGCUGUUAAAAAACAAAUUUCAUUUACUGUUGAUCCUCAAGCACCAUCAACAAAUUGUGAUGUUAUUGUAACACCUCCAUCAAAUAUUGCAUUACCAAUAACAAUUGAACCAAUUGAUGGUAAAUAUAAUAUUAGUUUUACACCAAAUGAAGUUGGUCGUCAUAAUGUCAGUAUACUUGUUGAUGGUGAGCCAAUAAAAGGUUCACCAUUUGCAUGUAAUAUUUAUGAUGUAACAAAAGUUCAUGUGUCUGGUUUAACAGAAGCAAGAUUAGGUCAAGCAACAACAUUUACUGUUGAUGCAGCAGAAGCAGGUGAAGGUACACUUGAACUUGUUGUAAGUACAGAAAAUAAUACAGUAAAAGCUGAAGUUGUUGCUUGUGCAAGAGGUCUUUAUGAUGUUACAUUUGUGCCACAAACAACUAGCACACAUUAUGUUACUAUAUCAUUUAAUGAUGACAAUGUACCAGGUAGUGCUUUCAAAUGUCCAGUUGUUGGUGGUGGUUUAGAUGGUCCAACAGUUAUAAGAGUUGGUAAUACAGCUUAUAUGGAUUUAGAUAUGCCUCAUUUAGAGGGUCCAGUAUCUGCUGAAGUUACUGGACCAGAUGGAAUUAUUAUUCCUUGUACAUUGACAAAAUUAUCAUCAACAUUAUACAGAGUUGAAGUUAGAACAAGACAAGUUGGUAAUUAUAAUGUUAUAUUUAGUGAUGGACAUAAAGUGAUAAGUUCACAGGCUCUUCAAGCAUUUGAUCCAAGCAAAGUUAUUAUUAAAGAAAUAUCAGAUGCAAUUUGUCAUAGACCAGGAACAAUUGUUGUACUUGCACCAAAAGAAGCUGGUCCAGGUAAAUUAACAGCAUCUGUUAAAGCUGGAGGAAUUGACGUUGACAAUGUUGUUCGUGAAGCUGAUAAUGGAAUUCGUGAAGUUAUUUUUCAUCCAACUAAAGCAGCACCUCAUCGUAUUCAUAUUAAAUACAAUGAUGUUCAUAUACAAGGAAGUCCUUUGGAAGUUGCUGUUAGAGGACCAACUGGUGGUCGUGAAGUUACUGCAACUGGACUUGGUCUUUAUCAAUCAUGUGUUGGAAAAGUAACUGCAUUUACUAUUGAAACUCUUGGUCGUUCUGGUAAGGAAUUUGAUGUUGUAAUAAGUGGACCCCAAGGCAAUGCUGUUCCAGUUCGUUGUUAUCAACAUCGAGAUGGCAAUUUACUUGCUGAAUUUACAACAAAUUCUGUUGGGACUUAUAAAAUUGAUGUACUUCAAGGAGCUAAACCAGUAUUGGGCUCACCAUUUUACUGUCAAGCAUUUGAUGUAAAUAAAGUUAAACUUCAAGAACUUGGAUCAACCACAGUUUCUGUGCAUGAUCGUAUAGCAUUUAAGUUAAUUAAAUCUGAUGCUGGAAUUGCUGAUUUGGAUGUGACAGCAACAAGUCCACUUGGACAAGAAUUACCUUUGCAAGUUACUUCAUUAAAUGACGGUGCAGAAAUGAUUGAAUUUUCACCAAGUGUUCCUGGCUCAUACAUGGUGAAUGUAACUUACGGUGGUUUACCGAUACCGGGUAGUCCAGUAGUAUGUACUGUUGAAUCAGCUGGUCAAGCACGAGCAAAAGGAGAAGGUUUAUUAAGUGGUCAUGUUGGAAAACCAGCUAAUUUUAUUGUGACUGGAACAAGAAGUUCACCAGCAGUUCAAGUUGAUGGACCAGAUAGUGUAUCAAAGCCAUCAAUUGAAGCUGGUGCUAAUCCAGGUACUUGGAAUGUUUCAUAUAUACCAAGUGAAAUUGGUGUAUAUGAUGUUAGAGUUGUUUGUGCUGGUCAACAAUUACCAGGAUCACCAUGGCAUCCAAAAAUCAUUGAUACAAGAAAUUUACGUGUUAUUGGUGGUUGGGCAGCAAUUUGUGAUGAAAUGGGACGAUUAAAACUUGGUCCAACAAGUAAUAAAAUAAGUUUUGAUACUGCUGAAGCUGGACCAGGUGAAUUAACAGGAACAAUUGAUGAUCAUCCAAUUAAUUUUGAAAUGACAUCAAAUAAUAGACUGAAAUUUAUUCCUCCACAACUUAAUGGUGGUGAACAUCAUAUGGAAAUAUUAUUUAAUGGUUCACCAUUUCCAGGAGCACCAAAAUUAGCAAUUGUACCAGACAGUGAAUCAUCACAUCAAGAUACAAGUAGAGUUAUGUUAAGAGGAAGAGGUUUAACAUCAGCUAAAGUUGGUGAAGAAGUUAGUUUUACAAUUGAUGGAUCUCAAGCGGGUAGUGGUACACCAAAUGUACAAUUAUUUUCACCAACAACUGAGGUUAAUGUUGUAUUACAACAUCUUGGUGAUCAUGUUUAUCGAGCUAGUUAUAUACCAUUAACAUCUGAAUCAUUAUUAAUGACAGUUUCAUGGAAUGGACGUCAAUUAAAAGGUUGUCCUUUACAAAUUAAUGUUACAAGUGCUGCUGAUGCAUCAAGAGUUAUUUGUUCGGGUGAUGGUUUAAAAAAUGGAAUUGUUGGACAGGAAAUACGCAGUUUUAUUGAUACAAGAAGGGCUGGGCCAGGUGAAUUAACUGCUCAUUGUGUUGGACCACAUAAAGUAGCAUAUUGUGAAUUAUAUGAUCAUGGUGAUGCAACUUUCACACUUAAUGUCAAGCCUCAAGAGUCUGGUAGACACGCCUUAACAAUAAAAUAUGCAGGAGAACAUGUACCUGGCUCACCAUUUACUCUUCGUGUUUCUGGAGCUCCAGAUGCCUCCAAGGUGAGAGUUUAUGGGCCUGGAAUUGAGCAUGGAGUUCUUGCUACAUUUCAAUCAAGAUUUAUUUGCGAUACAAGAGGUGCAGGUGCUGGCCAAUUAACAGUCAGAGUACGAGGUCCAAAAGGAGCUUUUCGUGUUGAGAUGCAAAGAGAAACCCAAAAAGACAGAAUAAUAUUAUGUCGUUUUGAUCCAACUGAGCCCGGGGAUUAUCGAGUUGAAGUUCGUUGGGCUGGAGUACUUGUUCCGGGUUCACCCUUUCCCGUUAGAAUUGUCGACACGCAAGAUGAAUUAAUUUCAUUCACAGGGAACGCAGAUAAUUACUCAACGGGCCAUCAUACAAUAACUUCUUGGCGUGGAUCACAAGCAAUACUCUAGUUGUCAUCAAUUUUACACUUGUUAUUAAUGAAAACAUUUAAAAAUUACGUAAAGGCAUAUUUAAUUAAUUUUAAGCCCUUUUUUUUCAGAUCAUACGUAAAAAAUAAAGAUUUAAAAAUUCAAUUACAAUUAGAACACAAUUUUUUUUUCUUUUUUUUUUCUAAAUCAAUUUAUUAUGAAUAGAAUUGCUUGUAAUAAAAUAGAUAUUAUUAGUAAUAGAAAAAAAAAAUAAUCUCUUCCACUAUUUGCAAUAAUAAUUUAUAGAUUUACGCGUAUACCCCAAGAAUUUUUACGUAAUUUAUAAACUUCCCUUAAUUUAACAAACAUAUUUUAAAUUAUAUAUACAUUAUAUUUCAAAUUUCUAACUUAAAAUAUAUUAAAAAAUGUUUUUAAUAAAACCUAACAUUUGU
Aphidius gifuensis is the source of this 9716-nucleotide messenger RNA. RefSeq names its product filamin-A (gene jbug). Gene Ontology annotation, biological process: actin cytoskeleton organization. Gene Ontology annotation, molecular function: actin filament binding. Lineage: Eukaryota; Metazoa; Arthropoda; Insecta; Hymenoptera; Braconidae. The transcript has 27 exons. The record is from RefSeq and is a predicted model, not a curated record. Bases 442 to 9306 code for a protein of 2954 amino acids.